Neltuma alba is the source of this 1899-nucleotide messenger RNA. RefSeq names its product zinc finger protein CONSTANS-LIKE 9. The record is from RefSeq and is a predicted model, not a curated record. The coding region runs from base 1 to 1242 and encodes 413 amino acids. NCBI's taxonomy places the organism in Eukaryota, Viridiplantae, Streptophyta, Magnoliopsida, Fabales, Fabaceae. Gene Ontology annotation, molecular function: zinc ion binding; protein binding. The transcript has 5 exons.
AUGGGUUAUAUAUGUGACUUCUGUGGAGAUCAGAGGUCCAUGGUGUACUGCCGUUCUGAUGCUGCAUGUCUAUGUUUGUCAUGUGAUCGGAAUGUUCAUUCUGCUAAUGCUCUUUCUAAGCGCCAUUCUAGAAACCUUUUAUGUGAGAGAUGUAAUGCACAACCUGCUCAUGUACGGUGUUCUGAAGAGAGGAUUACGCUAUGUCAGAACUGUGAUUGGUUAGGUCAUGGUCCCACUACAUCUUAUUCAACACAUAAGAGGCCAACGGUCAAUUGCUACUCUGGCUGUCCUUCAGCAGAAGAAUUUUCUUCAAUAUGGCCAUUUGUCUUGGAUAUCCCCUCUAUGCGUGAAACUACCUGUGAGCAGGAACUAGGUUUGAUGACCAUUAAUGAGAACAGCAACAAGAGUGCCUGUGUUCCUCCAGAAAGCCAGAAUUUAUCUGGUUCUGCUCAAGUAACUGAUUUGCAAAGCUUUGACAAGUCUUGGGUUGGUGCCUCUGCCAUACCUGAGUCAAGCUCAGAACGUCGUAUUCUAGGCCCAUCAACUGGACCUACCAAGGAGUGUUUGCCCAAGUUAUAUUGUCCCAGUACAAAAGAUCCUGUGCCAUAUGAAAAUGAAGAUGAUGAUUUGUAUGGUGAUUUUGACAUGGAUGAAGUGGAUCUGAGUCUCGAGAACUAUGAGGAACUUUUUGGUAUGACUAUUAGUCAUUCUGAAGAACUCUUUGAAAAUGGUGGAAUUGAUAGCUUGUUUGGGACAAAGGAUGCGUCUGCUGCUGAUUCCAAUUGUCAGGGAUCUAUUGCUGUUGAGGGUUCAUCGGCUGGACUGGUCAAUGCGGUGCAACCAGCAUACAGCAAUGCAGCAUCUGCAGAUUCUACUGUGAGCGCCAAAACUGAACCGAUUCUUUGUUUUGCGGGGAAGCAAGGGCAAUCGAAUCUCUCUUUUUCUGGGGUCAAUGGAGAGAGUGGUGCUGGAGAUUAUCAAGACUGUGGUGCCUCUUCAAUGCUUCUCAUGGGGGAGCCUCCUUGGUGUCCUCCUUGUUCUGAGAAUUCAGUACAAUCUGCCAACCGCAGCGAUGCUGUCAUGCGUUAUAAGGAAAAGAAGAAGACACGCAAGUUUGACAAGAAAGUGAGGUAUGCCUCUCGCAAGGCUAGAGCCGAUGUCCGAAAGCGCGUGAAGGGCCGGUUUGUCAAAGCUGGGGAAGCUUAUGAUUAUGACCCUUUGAGCCCAACCAGAAGCUACUGAGUGUACAACUUUUAACUAUCCUCUAUAAAAGGACCUAGACUUCUCUUCGAGGGAAAAAAGGAACAUAAACGAGGUGGUCCGAUGCUUCCAGACAUGUAAGCUCCGGAGCGGACUCGGUGACUGUUCUUCACUCUUGAAGGGUAUGCAAGAUGUAAUGUGAACUCACAAUAUCAUAUGCACUGCACACCUCAUAGGCAAUAGGUUCUUAUUGCCUCUCUGUUUUAACUCCACAAAUCACGCCAAAAAAAAGCAAAAAAGAAUCCUCCUUCUUCAGCCUUAGUCACCCCCCGGGUUUGUCGACACAUUCUAUUUCUAUUCUUCUCUGGUGUAGUCAUAAUGUUAUAGACAAGCCUGCCUGUGGCAUUAUACUAUAAGUAGCUCUACUUGGUAGUUGUAGACAAGCUACAAGGUUGUAAGUUGUAAUGUUAUUUUUGGUUCCUUUUUUUGCUUUGAUCUGUACAGCAGAUUAUGCAGUUGAGGUAUAAUUGCAGAACAGGGGCUGGGGUUGGAGAAACUGUAAAUUCAGUGGACAUGUAUAGAGUAGGAUGAGAUGCUACAUCAUAUGCUUAUAACAUGGAACAUGGAACAGUCUACAGAAGACUUGUACUGAAUAACUAAUAAAUAUGGGAAUAAUCUACAUUAUUUAUGACUUUUAAA